This is a messenger RNA of Chelonus insularis, 1324 nucleotides long. RefSeq names its product lipid droplet biogenesis associated protein seipin (gene Seipin). The record is from RefSeq and is a predicted model, not a curated record. Gene Ontology annotation, cellular component: endoplasmic reticulum membrane. The transcript is spliced from 5 exons. Gene Ontology annotation, biological process: lipid storage; lipid droplet organization. The coding region runs from base 162 to 1160 and encodes 332 amino acids. Lineage: Eukaryota; Metazoa; Arthropoda; Insecta; Hymenoptera; Braconidae.
UUAUGUUUAUGUUAUGAUUAUAACACUUAUCAGAUACAUGAGAUAAAUAAUUUCAUAGGUUAAUCAUGAUAUAAAAGAGUUUGAGUAAUAUAUGUUACUCAGUGAAUUUUAACACCAAUUUUUAUAAAGUGUGCAUAUUUCCUAAUAAAUUAUUCAACAAAAUGUUCGGGUUUUCAACACUUACCCAAAACAUCUAUCAAAAAUGGUUCAAUGUUCAAAGACAGACAGUCGAAGGUGUUCAAUUAAUGCAAUUAGCCUUAUUUAGAGGAGGAAUUAUUUUUAUCAGUUCCAUUGUUACUAUUUGGAUAUCGAUAUUUCUGUAUACUGCAUUCUAUUAUUCAUACAUGCCAAAUAUGUUAUACACUCGUCCAGUACAUUUAGGAUUCCAAACAUGUUCGAAAGAAGGAAAAGGCAUGUGCAGUUAUCCAUCAGCUUAUGAGCAAUUGACAAAAAAACAACAAUUGUUGAUGGUUGGACAACCAUAUAAAAUAAAUCUACAUCUUGAAAUGCCUGAAUCACCGGCUAAUAAAGAACUUGGUAUGUUCAUGGUAUGUGGGAAGUUGUUCAGAAGAAACAAUAAUUUUAUGGAUGAAUCUUGUAGACCGACGAUGUUACAUUAUCGUAGUAAACUAUUACAUUUUCUAUCAACGUUUACAUCUUUUCCAAUAUUAUUUUUUGGUACUCAGGAAGAAAAACAAACUAUUGUUGUAGAAUUAUUCAGCAAUUUUAUUGAUGACCAAGACUAUCCUGUCACUGGCCUUCAUGUAGAAAUACAAUCACGCCAAAUUGAAUUUUAUUCUGCAUCAGUUAGUAUUCAAGCCCAUCUAUCGGGUUUGCGAUAUUUAAUGUUUCAUUGGCCCAUUUUUUCUGCUGUUAUUGGAAUCGGUUCUAACUUAUUUUUUAUUGCUCUCAUUUGUAUAUUAUCGUAUUUGCAUUUCACUCACGAAAGUGAUUUACAUGAUGGCCAAUUUAAUUAUGAAAAAGGAGAAUUGGAAGAUAGCCAUAAAAAUAAUACUGAUUUGUCAUCAGAAUCGUCUUCAAUAGAAGAUGCAUCUAUGCUUGAAGAUGUAAUGAAAAGCAAAGAGGAGUUAACUGACUCGGAACUAAACUUAUUCCACAAUAAAUCUAGUUUUAUCGAAGAACUCCAAUCAGAUCAAUAAAUGGUGAUGUAUACUUUGUAAACAGAAUUAUUGCAUUCUAGAACAAUGAUAGCGUCAAAAAUUCAGAUGAAAUUUUAUUUAUUUGUUGUUUAUACAAUAAUGAUGAUAGAGGUAUAUAAACAAUUCCUUUACAACUUUUGUUAUACUGUCUGAACUUUAUUUAU